This is a messenger RNA of Fusarium mangiferae, 1956 nucleotides long. RefSeq lists its product as uncharacterized. NCBI's taxonomy places the organism in Eukaryota, Fungi, Ascomycota, Sordariomycetes, Hypocreales, Nectriaceae. Bases 1 to 1956 code for a protein of 651 amino acids. The transcript has a single exon. The record is from RefSeq and is a predicted model, not a curated record.
AUGUUGAACCCAAAUUCUCUGCAACCGCCUAAAACUGGCUCAUCUCGCUGGUCGAAAGCCCUUCCUGAUGUCCCAGGUCCUGACGAUCCAAGUUUUUAUGACGAUUAUUAUGAGGAACCUUCCCCUCGUCUACCUCCCGCCAAAGAGCUUCCACCACCUCCGCCGCGCUCGACUAGUAUAGCCAACGCGAAGUCGUUGCCUCCAUCACUGCCGCCGUUACAUCUGCUUGCGGUUGAUUCCCCUCCAUCUGGUCCGCCCAAAAUGGCUAUUCCACGCCGGCCCAUCGGGAAGCUGCCUGCAAACCCACCACCACUACCUCAGAAAGAGCCGCAGCAACCAAACUCAUCACAGAUUCCCCCAUCACCUUCGGAAUCACUAUCGAGUAUUCUGUCGGCAUAUUCACGCUCGUCCGGCGAAUCCCUUGUCAGGUCGCCCUACGAAGCCGACGACAGUGUCCGUCAGAGUGAGGCAAUCUCAUCGCCGGGCCACCAAGCUCCACCCGCCAACAUCAACACCGGCACAUUUAUCAGUCCCUCCGCCCAGCAACAACAGCAUCAUCAUCAACAGCAACAACCGCAACAGUAUGUUGCCCAGAAGUUGCCCGCCAACAACACUCGACCACCCCCAUUACCCUCUAAGGACACCAAAUAUCACCUUCCAGCCACGCCUGCUCCUGUUCGAAAACCAGUCCCGGAGAACAAGCUGCCUGAACUGAACUCAGCGUCGUCGCCUUCUUCCCAGCAGCAGCCUCAACCUCAGCUUUGGCGUCGCCGGUCGUCAAAGGCCGAGCGGAGCCUAGAGCUUCCCGACCUGAAGCUUGUUGCUAGCCACGGGUCUACCGCUGCAACGCAGCCAGUUGUCGCACAACCACAUGUUCAACAACAGCCUUCUUCAAGCGGACCUAAAGUCUCCUCAAUACCAAAUUGGCAGCCUGGGAGCACCAACCCCAUAGCGCCUGCUGGUCAGGACUUCCAAACGUCGCCAGCCGCUGAGCAGGUGCCCGACACCCCGACCAUGGGGAUUAAUAGUUCCAAACUGAACCGUCUCAAAGGAAAACUUCAUCUUCAUCGUAGGGGGAAAUCAUCGGGUGACACAAGCAAGUCUUCCUCAACGCCACGACCUGGGGCAAAUCGCCCCCCCACGCCUGAAUAUCAAAAGGAAGACAUCAAGACUCCCGUUGUUGAUUCCUUUAUUUCACCUUUGUCGCCCGCUUCAUCACCAGAGCCCGCUGCGCAGGUUUCCCCAGAAAUUCCAACUGACGUCACAAGUAUAUUUCCUCACGCACAAACCCGAGAAUACCUAAAAAGUACUGGUAGCAUCACACGUAAGGCUGUGCAGGUCCCUAAGCUACCGAGCCCUUCGGAGGAUAAGCCGGUCUCUGCCUCGCCAGAGGCGGCAUCGUUACCACCUUCAGUCACUGAUUCAAGGGGAAGUCGUGGAUCCUCUGGCAGUGACACUGUUGUUCACCAAGUCCAGCCUCCUACGGAAGUUUCAAAUCGGUUCCCACCACGACAUUCAUCCGUAAAGUCGAAUGCCCCUCCACGACAGUUGGCAGUUGAACACGAUCCGAGACUGGUGCCGUCCGAGUCUCAGGGACCUCUUUACAGAGGUAGAGAUGGUACCCUAUAUCCUGAGAUGAAGGUACUGCAGGAACCCGACCCACGCGCGGCCUACUUCCCCAAACAGUCCGAGUCACCUAUACCGGAAGGUACUAUCUUCAAGGCGCCGGCGCUGAAAAAGUCCCAUUUCAAUUGCUACCAUGGCCAUAAGACAAUGAACCGCCGGACUAACAAAUAUUAUCCGUUGACUUGCCAAACGUGCGAUAAGUCGGAUGUUGAAGAUAGAUGGACUUGCAGUUUUUGUCAUCUACGAAUAUGCGAGCACUGCGUGAAGAAGCUUAACAACAAUGGCAAUGACCUGCGCCGACUGGUCAGCCACCCACAACUCACAUCAUAA